GGCUCUUGACCUUGCGAUGAACGCGUCCCUGGUUGCCAUCCGGGCUAUUGUGGCGGAUUGUGCUCCGCCCCAGCAACAGCCGGAGGCGAACACCGUGAUUAUUAUCAGCUACGGCGCCGGCACUUUCCUGGGUUAUGGCUUCGGUGCUGUUGACGCGGCUGCGUUGCUAGGCUUCCCUCCAGGGGCCUUUUGGAAAUCUUGCGUAGAUUUCUGGGUGGCGGCGCUUGUUCUGCUCGCGGCGUCGGCGGUGACUACCAGGGAGGCGUUCCGGAUGGAGCGGCCGCGAGCUCUCGCUACAAAGCGAGGCGGAUCUCCGCCGUACACCGUUAUCGAGGGAGGGGGCAACGGAGAGUGGCAGGAGCGGCAGCGUCCGCAGCUGCUGCAACAUUUCCAACUAGGAGGGCCCCAUGAUGCUGCUGUGUCGAGGUCCACUGGCGACACAGCCGUUGUCACCAAUACCGCCAGCAUUGUAGUUAACGGCGGAGAGAGUGCGGAUGUUUGCACAGUUGAUCGUGGGCAAGAAGAGGGGGAUGUUGGGCCCCGAAGUCACUUGGAAGAGGAGAUUCCGAAGCAGAUGGCAACGAACGAGCGGGAGUCGAACAACAGCGACUUGAAGGCUUUUGGAGGCGUUCGCGGGGGUCAACCUGCGCCUUUGAGGGGCGAAGUCGGGAAGAUAAGCGCUACUGUAGACGUCGACGGCACCGGGAGCUUGGAGGAAGAGUCAUGGGGGGGAGGCUCGGCGGAAAUGGCGGCGGUGUUGCCACCAUCUCGCACCUCCUUCAAGGGAAAGCUGCUGGAUAUGGCACUCUUCUACUCCGUCCCGCCCUGGUUGCUGCCGGUGUGCCUGCUGCUGUUCUUUUCCUGGGUUGGCUGGUUCGCCAUCUUCAUUUUUGGCAGCGAUUGGGUUGGAGUCGACAUAUUCGGCGGAGACCCUUCGGCCGCGAAAGGGGAAGAAGGCCACCAGGCUUACGAGGACGGCGUGUCGUGGGCAUCUGUGGGGCUGGCGGCACAGGCGGUCGUGAUUACCGGCAUGGGCUGUGGACCGGUGACCCUCCUAGUUCGGUCAGCGGGGCUCAGGGGCGCCUUCCUGACAGCGGUCGUUUUCCAAGCGACCUGUCUCCUGAUCGCGGCGUUCCUCAGACCGGGCCCGGCCGCGCCGGCCCUGUCGCUCGUGCUCUUGGCAGCUCUAGGGGUGCCGCUGGCCUUGGCGGAAAGCCUCCCGUACAUGAUGGUGGGCAUGUUCAGCCCGCGGGAAACGCACGGGCAGUUGUUGGGAAAACUUAACGUAUGGAUAGUCCUGGCUCAGCUGGCGUUGACGCUGUGCGUCCACCCCAUCGUCAAGCAUUCCGAAGACGGGGAUGCCUCGGUGCUACUGGCGGGUGCGAUUGCGGCAGCGGUCGGUGUCGCAUUCGGUGCGUUCAUUUUACAGUAA
Molecule: messenger RNA, 1432 nt
Organism: Ectocarpus siliculosus
Lineage: Eukaryota; Phaeophyceae; Ectocarpales; Ectocarpaceae
Source: the annotation of a GenBank genome assembly